Drosophila grimshawi is the source of this 2243-nucleotide messenger RNA. RefSeq names its product adiponectin receptor protein (gene AdipoR). Gene Ontology annotation, molecular function: signaling receptor activity. The record is from RefSeq and is a predicted model, not a curated record. Gene Ontology annotation, biological process: adiponectin-activated signaling pathway. NCBI's taxonomy places the organism in Eukaryota, Metazoa, Arthropoda, Insecta, Diptera, Drosophilidae. Gene Ontology annotation, cellular component: plasma membrane. Bases 153 to 1475 code for a protein of 440 amino acids. The transcript has 7 exons.
GGUCACAUUGUUAGUUAUAUUAUAGAAGGAAAAACGUUGUAAAUUGGCCUAAUUUUUUAUUAAAACUUUUCGUUUAGACUCAGCGCGAGUCUAUUUUGCUCAGGAGUUGCGAAUAAGUUAGAGAACAUUCGUAUUGGGAUAUUCGAACUGGGAUGGAGUCCGCUACAAAUCUGUUACAGCGCAACAGCUUGGGCAGCGACAAGGAGGCGGCCAGUUCAAGCGCCAAUGGCAAUGAUCUGGAUUCGGGUGUGCCCUCAUCGGGGGAUAUGGUGAAUACGCCAGUGACGCAGAGCGUCAGUGGCAAUUAUGAUGACGAUGAGGACAUUUUCGAGCAGGUCACAAUGAUAUUGCGCAAGCGACGCGGUUGGGGAGCACAGGAUUCGCUUAGCCACAAUGAACUUGAUCUCGAUCUGCUUGAGGAUGACGACGAUGAGCUGGUCGAGGAGGACGAUGUCGGCUGUCCGCUGCCCUCAACGCCAGAGGACACUCAGCUCAUUGAGGCCGAGAUGACCGAAGUUUUAAAGGCUGGCGUUCUCUCCGACGAAAUCGAUUUGGGCGCCCUUGCCCACAAUGCCGCCGAGCAGGCUGAAGAAUUUGUGCGCAAGGUCUGGGAAGCGAGCUGGAAGGUUUGUCACUAUAGAAACUUGCCCAAAUGGCUGCAGGACAAUGAUUUUUUGCAUCGUGGACAUCGUCCGCCUCUGCCUUCGUUCCGGGCAUGCUUUAAAUCCAUAUUCCGCGUCCACACGGAGACGGGCAACAUCUGGACGCAUCUACUGGGCUGCAUUGCUUUUAUUGGCGUAGCGCUAUACUUUGUAUCACGCCCAACCGUUGAGAUACAAUUUCAGGAGAAGCUCGUUUUUGGCGCUUUCUUCAUUGGCGCCAUCAUUUGUUUAGGAUUCUCAUUCGCGUUUCAUACACUGAGUUGCCAUUCUGUUGAGGUUGGAAGACUAUUUUCUAAGCUGGACUAUUGUGGAAUUGCACUACUUAUAAUGGGUUCCUUUGUGCCUUGGCUUUACUAUGGCUUCUAUUGUCACUAUCAGCCAAAGGUGAUAUAUUUAUCUGUAGUUUGCGUACUCGGCUGCCUCUCCAUCAUUGUGUCGCUGUGGGACAAGUUCUCGGAGCCGAGUUUGCGUCCGCUGCGUGCUGGCGUAUUCAUGAGCUUUGGCCUAUCGGGGGUCAUUCCGGCCAUUCACUACAGCAUCAUGGAGGGGUGGUUCAGUCAGAUCAGUCGCGCCAGCCUCGGCUGGCUUAUACUAAUGGGCUUACUUUAUAUACUCGGCGCUUUAUUAUAUGCUUUGCGCGUCCCAGAGCGCUGGUUCCCCGGCAAAUUUGAUAUAUGGUUCCAAUCGCAUCAGCUAUUUCAUGUGCUCGUUAUUGCCGCUGCCUUUGUGCAUUAUCAUGGUAUCUCCGAAAUGGCCAUGUAUCGCGUUACAGUGGGCGAAUGUACCGUGCCAAUUGAGCCGAUAACUUUCUAAAAGCUCUAGCAAAUAUUAAUAAUCGCUAUAGUUACACACACAAUCAUAUGCACUUAUUAAUUAAAAUCCAUACACACAGAAACAGAAAAACACACACCCACACACACUAUCACACACAGAACAAACACACUCAUCACAAACUUAGCGCAGUUUAACAAUGCAGCCAUUUUAGGGUUUGGCAUGCAUUUGGACUUUCUUUAUUUUUUGUUCAAAACGAAAAUUUUGUUGAUGAAUCCAUGGAUGUGUGUACCCGGAAUUAAGAAUUAAAAAAAAUGCAUUAUAUAAAAUACUUAGAAAACCACGUUUAUUAUAAUCGAAUGAAAUCUGUAGUAGUUUAAUUAAUAUAAUUAUUUAUAAAAACUUCUAUUUAAAUAAUUUUAUUUUAGAUUCUUAUUCGAAUAGUUCAUAUAUGGCUGGCAACAUUUUUUGUUUUAAUCUGAAGUAAAAUGGCAUAGUAGAAACCAUUAAAAAAUGCGUUGCACUCAGGGGAAUAAUAAUUAUUAAACUUCUAUGGCCAGUUCAGGUAAUUAUUAUAUACUUAAAUACUAUUGAUUUGAGUAUACUUUUUUGACUUUUUUCAAACAGUUAUGUUUUAAUGAUUCAAUGAAAAUACAAAAUACAAAUCGUUAUCUUAAAUUGUUCAUUUUUUUCAUUUUUUAUAACAGUCGAACAUGUGCAUAUACUAUAGCACUCAUUUCGAUUAUAUGCAUAUAAUUAUCGCUAAUAUAACUUGACAAUGCGAUAAAAAUAAAUUGUACAAGACUUCAA